AAUCUGCUUUUUACUCAUUCGGAUAAGACGGUCCGUCGCUCGCGCACGCUCACAUCGCGAGCAUACGCACAUAAUGGCAUUCGUAAAAUAUUUAUUCAUUUUAUUGUUUAUAAAUUCAGUUCUACAAUUCACUUAUGGACAACCGCAAAUUAAACAUUUUAGAGAUGAUUACAAAUAUUUGGAGGGUACGAGCAGUUUUUACAAAAUACACACAAUACAAAAGACGUGGGAGCAAGCAAAGAAGAGAUGCGCUCUAGAAGGUGCAACACUCUUCUAUCCUGAAGACCAAAACGAGGUGGAUGUAGUGCUCGCUCAUUUGAAAGAGACACAACCUAUGUACGCAUGGAUAUUCGUUGGAAUAUCAUCGAAACUUGCAAAAGGAGUCUUCACAACUGUAGACGGAGUCGCAAUUCGGCAUAUUUACAACAGAUGGGGUCACGGGGAGCCAAAUGAUGCCAACGGUGAAGAGGACUGCGUGAUAUUGAGAAAAGAGGGUACUUAUAAUGACGAGAAAUGCUCCAACAAGUUUCCGUUUAUUUGCAAAAAGACUCUGCAAUCAUUGAAAUGGAACGAAGAGUGCAACACACCUUAUUUAGAUUACAAAUACAAUGUGGAUCUGGGCAGAUGCUACAAAUUCCAUUUGCACCCGUUGACGUGGCGAGAGGCGGUGGAGGCGUGCGACGCAGAGCAGGCGUACUUAGCCAUUAUCAACUCGCAACAGGAGGCAUCUCACCUCGUCAACAUCACUGCCAGCGCGCCUAAGGACAAAGUACAAGGCUGGUACUUACGGGGCGCCGUGCAUUUGGGCUUCAACUAUGAUACUACUGAAGAAGAUUGGAGGACAACCACAGGCGAGACAUUGGAGCAGGCGGGGUACGCGAUGUGGGGCAACUACCAGCCUGACGGCGGCGAAAGCGAACGCUGCGGCUCCAUGUUCUACAACGGACACCUGAACGAUAUAGGUUGCGAAGGACACAGAUGCUUCUUCAUAUGCGAAAAAGAAAAUGAACUUCUCAGCUUGUUUGAUGAUAGAUUUGGAAUAUAAUAACAAAUUUUAUUUUAGUCACACGAAAAAUUCAGCACCAAAAGAUGAUUUUACAAGCGUUCGGUCUUUUUGACUUGUAAAGUUUUAACGUAGGUACUUUUUAAGACUUGAUAUAUUAAUACUCAGAAUGUUAUACGAAUAAAUAUUUAAUAUACAAUUUGUACAUAUAUUUAUAUAUAUA
Papilio xuthus (Asian swallowtail) is the source of this 1226-nucleotide messenger RNA. NCBI's taxonomy places the organism in Eukaryota, Metazoa, Arthropoda, Insecta, Lepidoptera, Papilionidae. The record is from RefSeq and is a predicted model, not a curated record.